This is a messenger RNA of Solea senegalensis (Senegalese sole), 4515 nucleotides long. RefSeq names its product sodium/calcium exchanger 1-like. Gene Ontology annotation, molecular function: calcium:sodium antiporter activity. The record is from RefSeq and is a predicted model, not a curated record. Gene Ontology annotation, biological process: cell communication; calcium ion import across plasma membrane; sodium ion transmembrane transport. The coding region runs from base 699 to 2534 and encodes 611 amino acids. The transcript is spliced from 4 exons. Gene Ontology annotation, cellular component: axon; postsynapse; sarcolemma. NCBI's taxonomy places the organism in Eukaryota, Metazoa, Chordata, Actinopteri, Pleuronectiformes, Soleidae.
AGUAAGAGGGAAAGAGAGCGAGAGCGGAUCCUCUGGUGUGUGAGGAAACAGACCAAGGAGAGACCUGCUCACACACAGGCACCCACUCCCUGACACUCUCACUCCUUCACUCACUCACUCUCUCUCACUCACUCUCUCUCUCUUCGGCUCUCGCGCUUACACGGAGCAAGAGACGGGGGAUCGUGCGGGGAAGAAUGAGGAAGAAGUCCGCUCUCCAGCGCGCCUUGUCCCAACCAAUGCGGGUUUGCUGAUGAGGCGCCGCUCCAGUCACCCGAUCAUACAGGUCGCUCGGGUCGCGCUGCGUGGAAACGAGGAGUAGGCAACAGCUGACAAACGACAACAAAUAAAGAAAAAGAAUAAUAAAAAAAACUGUCGGUGCAUGGGAAUCCGAACUCAUCACCCCUCCUUCUGCGCGUCUCGGUCGGUGGAUAGAUACGCCGUCUUGGCUUGCGUAUAAGAGCUGCCUGCGCCUCCAUUACCAUUCUCCACCACCACCACCACCACUGCUGCUGCUCCUGCUGCUCCUGCUGCUCCUCCUGCUGUAGUAAAUCUGCGACCACUUCUCCUCUUCUCACUUCUUUUACUCCACUGCUGCCUUUACUACAAACGGCUCCUCUCCGGAUUGCGGACACUCUCUAAACAGAAAGGUUGAAGAUCCUCAUUAAUUGUCUCCUCUCAGUGCUGAUCUGGACAUCACCAUGGGUCGCAGGGAUCGCCCCUCCGUCCUGACCCCUGCCCUGAGGCUAGUCGUCGUCACAGUCCUCCUCCUCGUUCAGAUCCAGCCCUCACUGGCUGGUGCCCCCCCUGAGCCGAACCUGGGCGGCUCAGUUUCGGCAGUAUCCACGAAUAAAACGGAAUGCUCCUUGGCUGAGCGUUGCAUGAGGGGCGUGGUCCUACCUAUCUGGGAGCCCCAAAAUCCAUCAUUUGGUGACAAGGUGGCUCGGGCAACAGUUUACUUUGUCGCGCUGGUCUACAUGUUCUUGGGUGUGUCCAUCAUUGCUGACCGCUUCAUGGCAUCAAUAGAGGUCAUCACGUCGCAGGAAAAGGAAAUCACCAUCAAGAAACCAAAUGGGGAAACCACGACCACUACUGUUCGAAUCUGGAACGAGACCGUGUCCAACCUCACCCUCAUGGCUCUGGGCUCUUCGGCUCCUGAGAUCCUACUUUCUGUCAUAGAAGUCAUUGGUCAUGGGUUCCAGGCUGGCACACUGGGCCCCUCCACCAUUGUGGGCUCUGCCGCGUUUAACAUGUUCGUCAUUAUCGGGCUUUGUGUGUAUGUUGUGCCUGACGGCGAGACGAGGAAGGUCAAGCACCUGCGCGUCUUCUUCGUCACGGCCACCUGGAGUAUUUUCGCCUACAUUUGGCUCUACCUCAUCCUGUCUGUGAUCUCGCCCGGUGUUGUGCAGGUGUGGGAGGGGCUGCUAACGUUCUUUUUCUUCCCCAUCUGUGUGUUGUUCGCCUGGGUGGCCGACCGCCGCCUGCUGUUCUACAAAUACGUGUACAAGCGCUACCGCACGGGAAAGCAGCGCGGCAUGAUCAUUGAGACGGAGGGCGAUCGUCCACUUCCCCCUAAGGUGGAUAUUGAGAUGGAUGGCAAGAUGCUGAACUCCCAUGGUGUUGACUUCCUCGACGGUCCACUCGGUUUGGAUCUAGAUGAGAAGGAUCUGGAUGAGGAGGAAACCCGCAGAGACAUGGCCAAGAUCCUGAAGGAACUCAAACAGAAACACCCUGACAAAGAGGUGGAACAACUUAUUGAGCUUGCCAACUACCAAGUCCUUAGCCAGCAGCAGAAGAGUCGUGCUUUCUAUCGCUGCCAGGCCACCCGGCUGAUGACAGGUGCUGGCAACAUCCUGAAGAAACAUGCAGCCGAUCAGGCACGGAAGGCUGUCAGCAUGCACGAGGUCCGCUCCGAUAUCGGCGAUAAUGACCCCAUCUCCAAGAUCUUCUUUGAGCCUGGUUCUUACCAGUGCCUUGAGAACUGUGGCACAGUGGCGGUGAAUGUGGUGCGGCGUGGCGGUGACCUGGGCAAAACUGUUUCUGUGGACUACCGGACGGAGGACGGGACCGCUAACGCCGGCUCCGACUACGAGUUCACCGAGGGUGUCGUCUUCUUCAAGGCCGGCGAGACACUGAAAGAGAUCCGCGUGGGGAUCAUUGAUGAUGACAUCUUUGAGGAGGAUGAGAACUUCCUGAUUCACCUGUCCAACGUCAAGGUGUUGUCAUCAGAAGGCGAAGAGCCCGAGGAAGGCGAGUCCGCUAAUCACGUGGACUCGGUGGCCUGUCUCGGCUUACCCGCCACGGCUACCGUUACCAUCUUCGAUGACGACCACGCCGGUAUCUUUACGUUUGAGGAGCCUGUAUGCCAUGUGAGCGAGAGCGUCGGCACCAUGGAGGUGAAGGUGCUGAGAACGUCUGGGGCUCGCGGCGUGGUCAUGCUGCCGUACAAGACAGUGGAAGGGACCGCGCGAGGCAGCGGAGAGGACUUCGAAGACAGUCAUGGAAUCCUGGAAUUUCAGAACGAUGAGAUCUUGUGAGUAACUGAUCUUUUUUUUUUUACGCCCUGUGUUUGUGUGAAGUUGCAAAUGUUUAUGCGGAUGAUUUGAGAAAAGUGAGGGUGUGAGUGAGAUGUGGUGGUCGCAGUGGACGGACUGCUCCAUGGGAACUCGACAAAAACAACACUUUCCUGCCCCCGUUUGCGUUUUUCUACCUUGACAUUAAUUCUUUUAUCCUCAUCUGUCUGUUUCAUUCUUCUUUACUUUGGAUUCUGUUGUGCUGCUGUUUUGGUUUUUCUUCAGUGAGAUACUUUGUUUUCUGCAUGCUGGAUAGCUGCACAGUCGGUACCAUUUAGUCACCUUUGUUUUCAUGUCAGAUGGUAUAUGGUUUGAAUUAUUAUCACCUGGUUGGACUGUUCAGCGCGGGUUGCUGGAAGCAUAUACAAAACAGCAGGAACAUAAACAAACAAGCAGCAGGGAAUUGGAGAAACGCCAAGAAGGAGCAUAUUUCUAGUCGCCUUAAUUGAGCUACACAAAGAGUAUCCCAGUUGCCCUUUCAGGUGGCUUUGUACGGUGUGAGAACAUCCCAGAGCAACCUUUUACGCAACUGACUGAAGGGUUUUUGUCAUCUGUUCCUGUGUGAAAAGAUCUCCAAACUCUAUUUAAGGAUCCCUGCUGUAAAAUGCCGCAGCCACAGUUCAAAGCUCUGCUUGGCCUAACAGAGAGGGGUCAUUAUCUGAUGGUAAGGUUCGUGAUUGCUACAUGACCACAUUUCAGGAUGCCAGCUGCUCUACUCUGUAUCCCAGUCCUCUCACAAUGUGGUAAAUUAGCUCUCCGAGCCAACUGUUUGGAUAAUGUUCACCACUUUAGGUUAAAACCAACAGACUUUUCUCUUCUUUUGUUCUUUAAAUAUCUUACUGUCAGUAAUGUUGCAGUGAAUCAGUGCACAAAGGUUGUUUUUUUUGGUUUCUUUUAUUUGAUCAUUCAGCAUUAGGAGGUAAUGUGAUAAACUGAUGAAAACGUUGACUCAGAUAUUGACUGAAUCAAGUGAAUACAUUAGAUGGUGUAUAAGUAUUUUUAAUUUAAGCUGACAUCAAGCUCACAGAGUUGUUACACAAGGCUUGAAUGUCAUGUCAUUACAUAUAUGAAAUGAUUUGUCGGUGCAAAUCUCCAGGUUUAUGAUUGAUGUUACAGUGUGAGGAUGACAAAUUGCCCUGUGAGAGCUGUUCAUUUGACAUCAUCUAAUGGAUGAUGUGUGUGUGUGUGUGUUGGAUCAUGUAUGAAAUUGCUUAUUAUAGGCUAUUUUGACAUGGACUGUAUGCACUUACAGUAUUGAAUACACAUGCAUACUUCACCUGGAAAGGCUCUCACAACGAGAGGUGAAUUUCUUUUUAAUUUGACACAAAUCAAGGGAGGGGCCGUAGAGUUUGUGUGCUGAUGACUGUUUUCUGUAAAACGCUCAAAAAGGCGGAUAACUGGUUUAUGUCCCAUUCUCAUCCUCUCUCACACACACACACACACACACACACACACAUUUGUUGGGUACGCGUGUUCAAGAUGUCAACAGGAAUUACAGUUUGCUGUAAAGCCUUCUCAUCAUGGUGGCCCGUAGGCCUGUAAGACUUGAAGCUUUAGCGAGGAUACAAUAAACUUCACAGUUUUCUGGCCUGUUUUACGAUCUGGGCCAUGUGCUACUUUACGGGAGUUGUCAGCGGUCGUUGAAAAACUGCAGCCUGCUCGUGCAAAAUCCUGUCAAUAACUGAUAUUAGAGUCAUUAUAUUAAUUGGCCUAAUUGCUGUUUAUUAAUUACUUUAAGUACAUUAGUUGUAUGUUGUGAAUAUAACAGGUCAUGAUCCCACAGCUGCAGCUUGAACAAUUUGCUGUUGUUUUAUUUGUCCACUACCCUCAUUUGACCUGACUGCUUUUUGUUGAGUUUUCCUCUGUGAUAGAAGUUUGGCUUCUAUCGUCUGCUGUUAUGGGCUUGUAAAGAUUUAAUGAUGUCAUGUGGGUCCGUUAAAAAAAA